GUUGUUGUGGUUCCGCGUGGUGCUGGGAGUUUGGGGUUGGCUCCUCCUUGCCUGCUGGGAACAAACUCCAACCUGCCGGGGCCCAGGCCGCACUCAGGAAGACUCUCGGCAAGUUGGGCGCCCUGCGAGCACGUGCCCCUGCUGGAUAAUCUGCGUGGACGUUCAAGUGCUUGGCGACCGGGAGGUGCCUGCGGGCGUUGGUCAGACCGUAAGGGGUCGCGGACUUUGCUUCCGUAGCUGCAGCUCUUGGCCGGUCCAGACCGGCUGCGCCCAUCUCACCUGUAAACACAAGGUCCAGCAGUGUCUGCCUCUUCCCGCUGUGCUCGCAGCGUGGGACCAUGAGGAACACCAGCAAGGAACUCCAGGGCGCCGCGGCGCAACGCUACGCUCCCUGCGAUUGGUAUUACCACCACCCCGUGAAGCUGUCUGAGAAGGCCGUGGAUGCCCCGCCAGCAUCCCAGAUCCCAGGUCUCAGCCACUGGGGAGACUCAUAUGAGAAUAUGCUUGGGAAUCGGAGAUACUGGAUAAAAGAAACAGAUUCGGAGUAUGUGAAGCUCGCCAAACAAGGCGGCAGGUCUGAUUUGCUGAUGCACUUGGCCCCCGGGACAAGGAAGGGCUCCGCAGCUGCCUACUCCCUGCCAGACUGGUAUAUCCACCACAGCAAGCCGCCAACGGCCAACCAGCGGGAAGUUCCUGCCUUCUGCAUGCCAGACUACAUGGUUUAUGAAGAAUUUAACCCUGAUCAGGCCAACGGUAGCUAUGAGUCCAGAAGGGGGCCCUUCGACUUCGACAUGAAAACGAUUUGGCAAAGAGAGGCCGAGGAACUUGAAAAGGAGAAAAAAAAGGUGAAGCUCCCAGCCAUCAACUCAAAGUAUACGAGCAAAGUGGGGACCCCACUUGGCCCUAAAGACCCUUCUGGAAGCAGGCUGUCCUUCCCUCCGAUGCCUGGCCAGAAAACCAGUUCACCAACAAACUUUUCCAAACUUAUUAGCAAUGGUUAUAAGGAUGAGUGGUUACAACAGCAUCGAGCCAAUUCAGACAAGAGGACCCCAAAGACACCCAGGGCAUCUACAUCGUCAUCUCAGCCCACACAAGACCUGGAAGGGCCCCAGGAUGCAGAGACACCCCAAGACACAGAGGCUCCAGAAGGCUCUGGAAACGCUGAAGGCCCCGAAGGAUCUCCAUCCCCAUCCACACCAGCGGAGCUCGAGUAAACCUCGAUGCAGGAUGUAUUCAGGAUAACUUUUUUAGUGCCUAAAAAUGCUAUUACUCUGCUAACAGCUAUAUUUAUAAGGCUCCUGUUAUAUUUUAUUGAUAUAUAUUCUUAUAUUCUUAUAUUUAUCUUGUAGUAGUUUUGACAUUGCGUGAUAGUGCAAGUGUUGAGUUUUGUUUGAAGCAUUUCUUCAUUUCUCUGGGGUGUUACACACGUACUCGGUAAAUAUAACUAAGGCCUCUGCUACCUUUUGCCUUGCUGACCUGGUCACAUCCCAGUGUUUGGGGACCAGUCACUUCCUCUUUGUCAUCAGCUAACAUCACCUCCUCUUGUGUGAACCACUGUUGGGUGGUGUCUCUACUAGAUUCUUACAUAGGAGAAACUCGCAGAACAAGCUUUAGGCCUUUUGCAUUAUUUGGUCCUGUAAUCUUUGUAGAAAUAACUUCCCAGUUAUAAAAAAAGUUAAUUCCAAAAUAUGGUGAUAUAGUUUAAAUGUGAAAACGUUUUAAUUUAUCAUGCCUUGAAGUUGUAAACAUUUCAUGUAAAACAUUGUAACAUUGCUAGUUUUAAAUUUUUGUUAAUACUUUUUACAUAAACUGAAGUUCAAAAUAUGAAGUAUUUAAGCUUUUGUAUCCUUUAAGCAAAAAUAUGUUGCAUUGUGAUACUGAAUUUAGCAGGCUGAACAAAAAAUUUUAAUAGAUGGAAUUCUCUUGUUUUAUAAUUUUUUAUUGUUUAUAUAUAAGGAAUUACCAUUAAAAGAUAGUUUUAUAUUUUAUACAUUUAAUUGAUUAAUAAAAUAAUAAUUUUAUGUAGGAAGGUUUUCAGAAAGCCAAAUAAGUUCACAGAUACUUUACCUUCUUUUCCAGAAUAAGCUUAUCAUGCACUUGCUUACCUAGAAUUUAAGUUUCAAAUUAGUUUUGUAAAUGAGAUAUUCAAUUGAGCGUAUAUACUUAUGUUAUUUGAUCAAACUGAUACAUGAGAGAAUGUAUGCAAUGUGUAACAAUGUGAAUGGCUGUACGUAUUGAAUAAAAAGAACAUUCCAUC
Molecule: messenger RNA, 2257 nt
Organism: Nycticebus coucang (slow loris)
Lineage: Eukaryota; Metazoa; Chordata; Mammalia; Primates; Lorisidae
Gene: C11H7orf57
Product: chromosome 11 C7orf57 homolog
Exons: 8
Coding region: 339-1214 (291 amino acids)
Source: RefSeq, a predicted model, not a curated record